Molecule: messenger RNA, 592 nt
Organism: Centruroides sculpturatus (bark scorpion)
Lineage: Eukaryota; Metazoa; Arthropoda; Arachnida; Scorpiones; Buthidae
Product: eukaryotic translation initiation factor 4E-binding protein Mextli-like
Exons: 5
Coding region: 143-577 (144 amino acids)
Biological process (GO): positive regulation of translation; regulation of formation of translation initiation ternary complex
Cellular component (GO): cytoplasm; RNA cap binding complex
Molecular function (GO): eukaryotic initiation factor 4E binding; translation initiation factor activity
Source: RefSeq, a predicted model, not a curated record
AUGACGAUUUGUAGAUGCGAGAAUAACUUUUAAUAUGUCAAAUUUUAUUUCAGUCGCGCGAUCAAACUCUCAUUGACGAAAUAGGAUCUUUCUAAAUUUAGUUUGGGUGUUGACGUCGAAGAUUUGGUUUUAGUAAUAAAACAUGGCAACUAAAGCUAUUCGACACAUGAAGAAACUUGAAAAACCAAGGCCAUUAAAGCAGCAAUUAAUCUUAGAAAACUCAACAAAACACUCUAUUACAGUAGAUGAAGUUAUUCAAGAAUUAGAAUCAUUAUAUAUAACUAUUACAAAUGGAAAUUUUGAUAAAAGUACUGUUAUGUCAAUAAUAAAAGUUUGUAACCAGUUGAAGCUUAAAGGACAAGAAAUAGAAACAUUAUAUAAAGAACAGCUUGAUAGAUAUUUUGUUACAUUGCGUAAUGCUUCAAGAGAUGAGCGUAUUGAUAUUUUGUGUCGUAUGAGAUUGUUGGAAGUCAUUGAAUUAAGAGCAAUGCAUUGGAAAAUCAAUGAAAAUGUCACAAAUUAUUAUAAACAGAAAUUGCAAGAAUUAGAAGUAAGUUCUUUUAGAGUUUUUAUUUAAUUCUUUUUAUAACUA